Molecule: messenger RNA, 1809 nt
Organism: Limulus polyphemus (Atlantic horseshoe crab)
Lineage: Eukaryota; Metazoa; Arthropoda; Merostomata; Xiphosura; Limulidae
Product: eukaryotic translation initiation factor 2 subunit 1-like
Exons: 6
Coding region: 120-902 (260 amino acids)
Cellular component (GO): eukaryotic translation initiation factor 2 complex; eukaryotic translation initiation factor 2B complex; multi-eIF complex
Molecular function (GO): RNA binding; ribosome binding; translation initiation factor activity
Source: RefSeq, a predicted model, not a curated record
AAUGGUGCCACAUGGUUGUGUUUUUUACGAGUAGUAACUAAUAGUAACAGUACUAAUAUAUUAUUUUAGCAGUAAUUUCGUACAUCAAAGGAAAUUUACGUAAACAUUAUUAAAAAGUCAUGCCUUUGUCGUGUCGGUUCUACAGUCAGCAGUAUCCAGAAGUGGAAGAUGUUGUCAUGGUAAAUGUCCGAUCAAUUGCCGAAAUGGGUGCUUAUGUACAUCUGUUAGAAUACAACAAUAUCGAAGGCAUGAUCCUUUUGUCCGAGUUGUCACGCCGACGUAUUCGAUCCAUCAACAAACUUAUUAGAGUUGGUCGAAGUGAAUGUGUGGUGGUCAUCAGAGUAGAUAAAGAUAAAGGUUAUAUUGACUUGUCUAAGAGACGAGUUUCACCAGAAGACAUCAUGAAAUGUGAAGAAAAGUUUGCAAAGGCAAAAGCUGUAAACAGCAUUCUAAGACAUGUGGCAGGAAUCUUGGGUUAUGACAGUGACGAGCAGCUUGAGGUUCUCUACAAAAAGACAGCAUGGCACUUUGAUGAAAAAUACAAGAAGGCUGCAAGUUCCUAUGAUGUUUUCAAGCAUGCUGUUUCCUGCUUGACACUGCUGUCGUUUGGAGAGGAUCAUUCAGGUCAGUAUGUGGAAAACUCCCUAUACUUUUGUCACUCUUUCUCUGCACAACCUCGCUGUGUCUUCCUUGAGCAGAUAUUGUCUUCCUCCUGUGGCAGUUCUACACACGUCUGUUCACCUGUGACUGGGCCCAAGGUGGUUACUGAAAUAGAUGAAGUGGAGUUAGCUAAACAGCUUGAAAGAUUAGAAAUGGCUAAUGCUGAGGUAGCAGGUGAUGAUGAUGAUGAUGAAACUGCAGAAGCUGGAAGUGAAGAUGAUGAAGGAGAAGAGCAACCAUAGGGUGAAUUUAUUUUAAAACUCUGAAGCUGGUAACUAAACUGUUUGAAUAGUAGAGGUCCUGUGCUAAGAUGAAUUUAAAACAUGUCUCAUUUAUCUUAUUUCUACAUUAUCAAAAUUGUGUAAUGCUUUGCAGAAAAAUUGACAUAUAAAUUACUAUUUCUGGCUGUGUUAAUAUUAUAUGAUGUAAAUAAAUUAAAAUUAAAUUGGGUUAUCUUCAAUUAUAAGAAUGUUAUUGAUAAAGAAUUCAUCAAUAAUCUUGCUGUCUGUACUUGCCCAUCAUGUUUAAUUAAAAUCUGUUUUGUCUUAUACUUAUGAGAGAUACACGAUUUAUGUAGCAUGUUUUUGUGUAAGGCUUAGAUUUUUUUAUUAAUUUUUUUUUACUUAAAAUGUAAAAUUUUCUCAUUCUAAUAGGUUUGUAUGUUGUAUCUUUGGCCAUAAAAGCAUGACAACUGGUGUGCAUUCUUGCCUGGAGGGGAUUAAUUUGCUGUAUAAUUGUCCCCAAUCACUCUUAAAUUACUUAAGAAACUUACAAGCAUAUUCUUCCAACCAUACCUUCGGUAUUUUGUGAGGAUUUCUCAGAUAAAAAGUUUCAUUGAUAACCAUUGUGAUUAUAUAUGAAAGCAUGAAGAACAUAUAGUGUGGUAAACAUAAAAAGAUGUGAUGGAAUUUUAAACUUUACUGAAGUAAUAUUCAUGCCACAAUUCAUGUACAAAACAAAUGUACAAUUUGUACCUAAAUGAAGGUUCCCAAAUUAUACUCUUUUUUUUUCUUUCUUUUUUUUAUGAAAGAAUAUUAUUGGUUGAGAGAUUAGAAGUACAUGACAUGUGUGAUACAGAUAGAAAAAAGUGAGUAUUCAAAUACAUAAAAAGAUGUCUGUUUUCAUCUCACCAGCAAAAAAAAAAAAAAA